GUAGGUAUCAGCGUGGCUGCGAGUGAUUUCGGAUCAAUAUAUAUUAUCAUGUGGAAGACGGAGAAUCGGAUUAGUAGCUGGAGAUGUGAAGAUGAAGUUUAGUGGUACUAACCCUCAGAAUGGAGCCCAGCGGAGCGGAAACACAGAGCACAGCGAACAAAGUGUUCACGUUUAAAGACGAAGAGAGAAGCGGCGCGGAGUGUCUGUCCGUCGUCAUCCCGGAGGUCCUGGACGCGCACUACGGGAUGCACGUGUGGCCCUGCGCGGCGGUGCUGGCUCAGUACCUGUGGACCCGGAGGGAGGCGCUGAGGGGCCGGACGGUGCUGGAGCUGGGGGCCGGGGUGAGUCUCCCCGGGGUGCUGGCGGCGCGGUGCGGCGCCCAGGUGACGCUGUCCGACGGGAAGAACCCUCUGUGUCUGGAGAACUGCCGCCGCAGCUGCGAGGCCAACGGGCUGACGGUUACCGGGCCGACGACCACCGGGCUGACGGUUACCGGGCCGCCCCUGUCCGUGGGGCUGCUGGCCCUCACCUGGGGGGAGGUCUCACCUGAGCUGCUGCUGCUGCCCCAGCUGGACCUCAUCCUGGGAUCAGACGUGUUCUACGAGCCACAGGAUUUUGAAGACGUCCUCCUGACGGUGGCGUUCCUCCUGAGGAAGAACCCCCUGGCUCAGUUCUGGACCUCCUACCAGGAGAGGAGUGCUGAUUGGUCCAUCGAGGCGGCGCUGCGGCGCUGGGGGCUGAGCUGCCAGCUCGUCCCUCUGGAGGCGUUCGGGGCCGACGGGGCAGCGCUGGCCGGGUCCAGUCUGCCCGGCAACCACAGCGUGCUGCUGAUGGUCAUCGGCACCGGGCCGUAGUUGUUGUUGUUUACUUUAUGCAAGAAUAUGUAUAUUUAUAGAAACUAAUAAAAACAAGAGAGGC
Pseudoliparis swirei is the source of this 918-nucleotide messenger RNA. RefSeq names its product methyltransferase 23, arginine (gene mettl23). Gene Ontology annotation, cellular component: nucleus; cytoplasm. The record is from RefSeq and is a predicted model, not a curated record. The transcript is spliced from 5 exons. NCBI's taxonomy places the organism in Eukaryota, Metazoa, Chordata, Actinopteri, Perciformes, Liparidae. Bases 120 to 854 code for a protein of 244 amino acids.